AGUAGCAGUAGUGAGUGGUAUGGUGUGUUGAUAAACACUCUCUCUUGAGUUAAGAAUCAUUAGUAUUUUUCGAUUUAUUUACGAGUUUCCAUUUCUGGAAAACGAGUUUGAUUCUGAGUUAUCUACGAGCUUCGAUCUGUUUUUUUUUUUCGAUUGUUUCGUCAUAGUUGCAAUCAUCAGUAUUUGAUUCAAGAUGAUCACCCAGAAGAAAAGAGAAUAUCUUUCUUUCUUUUUAUUUUCAGCUCAAUUAUUUUUAUUUAUUUUGUUUUCUCAGAGUACAGAUCUGAGAUUGAGAAGUAAUUAAUGGAAGAAGAGAGUGGCAGAGUCUGUAAUUUUAAGUGAUAUCAUUUUUCUUCUAACACUCAUAUCUCCUCCAUUUUAAAGUCUUUCUCUCUCUCUUUAUAUAUUCAGAUCUAAGUUUUUUCUUCCAAAGGUUCUGGGACUCUAGCUGAGCCGAAAACCUGGUUCAGAUCUUCGGAAGUUUUCAUCUUUGAGUUUUUUUUUCUGAGAAAGUUGGGAUUUUUAAUAUUUUUCUUCUUUUUUUGAAUUGGGUGUUAAAGAAAGAUGAACUAUUCUCCUGACGAGGUAAUAGAACAUGUGUUCGACUACGUGACAUCGCACAAGGACCGAAACGCGUUGUCGUUGGUGUGCAAGUCAUGGUAUAGAAUCGAGAGGUUUAGCAGGGAAAGAGUGUUCAUAGGGAAUUGCUAUGCGAUCAGUCCUGAGAGGACUAUCAACAGGUUUCCAGGGCUGAAGUCACUUACUUUGAAGGGCAAGCCUCAUUUUGCAGAUUUCAAUUUGGUUCCUUACGAAUGGGGUGGCUUUGUUCAGCCUUGGAUUGAAGCCUUGGCCAGAAGCCGUGUUGGGUUGGAGGAGCUUAGAUUGAAGAGAAUGGUGGUCUCUGAUGAUAGCUUGGACUUGCUUUCUAGGUCCUUUGUCAAUUUCAAAUCUUUAGUUCUUGUUAGCUGUGAAGGGUUCACCACUGAUGGCCUUGCUGCUAUUGCUGCCAAUUGCAAGCAUCUGAGGGAGUUGGAUCUUCAAGAGAAUGAUAUUGAUGACCAUAAAGGGCAGUGGCUUAGCUGCUUUGCUGACCAAUGCACUUCACUGGUGUCCCUCAAUUUUGCUUGCCUCAAAGGAGAAAUUAAUUUAGCUGCUCUUGAGAGACUCGUUGCAAGGUCCCCUGGUCUCAAAGUGUUGAGGUUAAACCGUGCUGUUCCUCUUGACACCCUUCAGAAAAUACUGAUGAAAGCUCCUCAACUACUGGACUUGGGAACUGGGUCUUGCGUCCAAGACCCCCAUUCUGAGUCCUACCUCAACCUGAAGACUACUCUUGCAAAAUGUACAUCGAUUAGGAGCUUGUCAGGGUUUUUGGAGGUUACACCUCGGUGCAUCAGAGCUUUCUAUCCCAUUUGCGCUAACCUCGCAUCUUUGAACCUAAGUUAUGCUCCAGGCAUACAUGGUUUUGAUCUCAUUAAGCUAAUUCGUCACUGUGUGAAACUUCAGCGUUUGUGGAUACUAGAUUGUAUUGGAGACAAAGGACUAGCAGUGGUAGCUUCUACUUGUAAAGAGUUGCAGGAAUUGAGAGUUUUUCCAUCUGAUCCUUAUGGGGUUGGGCAUGAUGCUGUUACAGAAGAAGGCCUAGUUUCCAUUUCCAUGGGAUGCCCAAAGCUUCAUUCCUUGCUCUACUUCUGUCAGCAGAUGACCAAUGCGGCUCUGAUAACGGUAGCCAAGAAUUGUCCUAAUUUUAUCCGCUUCAGGCUAUGCAUCCUUGAUCCUACAAAACCAGACCCUGUGACCUCACAGCCGUUGGAUGAAGGUUUUGGGGCGAUUGUCCAGGGAUGCAAAAAGAUCAGGCGUUUGUCCCUCUCUGGCCUUCUUACAGACCAGGUUUUUCUCUACAUUGGAAUGUAUGCUGAGCAGCUUGAAAUGUUGUCUAUUGCAUUUGCUGGGGACAGUGACAAAGGAAUGCUGUAUGUGUUGAAUGGCUGCAAGAAACUUCGAAAGCUCGAGAUUAGGGAUAGCCCCUUUGGUGACAUGGCACUUCUAUCGGACGUGGGAAAGUAUGAAACAAUGCGAUCCCUUUGGAUGUCGUCCUGUGGAGUCACCUUGGGAGGUUGCAAGGCAGUGGCCAAGAAGAUGCCUAGUCUUAAUGUUGAAAUUAUAAAUGACAAUGAAGAGAGUGAGUUUUGCCUUAACGAAGAUGAGCAGGCUGUAGAGAAAAUGUACCUGUACCGAACGAUGGUAGGGAGAAGGGAUGAUGCGCCGGAGUUCGUGGUGACUCUUUAACUGCACUUGGGGUUACCUUUUCUUUUUAGGCUUCCAUUUUAUUUUUUGUUCUUAAUUUAGUAGUUGCAAGAUGUUGUACUCUGUUUAGCAGAACAGAUAAAUGGACUUAUAGCUCGGUGGUGGUUAUUACUGGUUAGUGGUGGUAUGUAAUUGUGUUUGUUUACGAGGGUUUUGACUAUUGUGAUCCGAUGUUAUAAUUUAGACGGUGUUAGCACUUGCAAAUAUUGUUUGUUCUUCUCUAAGUCAGAUUGGUAUAUAUAGAAGUUUAAAGCA
Messenger RNA from Humulus lupulus (European hop), 2559 nucleotides. Its product is annotated as protein AUXIN SIGNALING F-BOX 2-like. The record is from RefSeq and is a predicted model, not a curated record. The transcript has 3 exons. Gene Ontology annotation, molecular function: protein binding. Gene Ontology annotation, biological process: SCF-dependent proteasomal ubiquitin-dependent protein catabolic process. The coding region runs from base 565 to 2286 and encodes 573 amino acids. Lineage: Eukaryota; Viridiplantae; Streptophyta; Magnoliopsida; Rosales; Cannabaceae. Gene Ontology annotation, cellular component: SCF ubiquitin ligase complex.